This is a messenger RNA of Epinephelus lanceolatus (giant grouper), 4516 nucleotides long. NCBI's taxonomy places the organism in Eukaryota, Metazoa, Chordata, Actinopteri, Perciformes, Serranidae. The record is from RefSeq and is a predicted model, not a curated record.
UUUCGGACCGACACUACCUUUCCGGUUUCUCCCCGCAGCUCAGGUCACUCCCUCCCUCCGCACUGACAGCAGCUCUACGCGGUUCAAACUUGCAGUCACACUGAACCAAUUCACCCUUUUCUGCCGUCUUCUCCCAGGUUUUUGACUUUUUAAGUGCAAGAGUGUUUUUAGUAAUGUGUUAAAGUGUGUGGAGCGGCGGCUCUUCACCGGGAGGAGUUACCCGUUUUGUGUUCAGUUGAAAAGCAGCGGGGGGAAAUGUCCAGCUGAGGACUGGAAAUCCUGAAAAACGCAGGGCCUGUUUCUGUAAUGAUUGAUCAAUGCUUGGACAAUGGCGCUAAAGGCACAAGUUUUAUAUGACUUCACCGCUGAGGCUGGAAACAACGAGUUGUCGGUGAAAGAAGGCGAGACUCUUACCAUCACCAAUCAGAAUAUCGGAGGCGGCUGGAUUGAAGCUCAGAACUCCAGAGGAGAGGUUGGACUGGUGCCAGAAGACUACAUCGAAUUCGGUAAGUCGCUUCCUGCGUUUCCAGCAGCGGCACCUCCUCCAAGUUUGGGAAAUGUCGCAGUUCCAGACCUGUCCAUCUUUGAUUCCUACGCUCCCACAGCAGCACCUGCACAAAACCAGGUGGAUGCUGGGGGCUUAAGUCCCCAGCCGGACACCCCUGAUACCCCAGUUUCCCCCUACCUUUCGUCCCCUGAUGAGGCGAGCAACGGUAAUGAUCCCUGGUCGGUGUGGAACGCAGACCCCUCUGGGGGCUCCAGCAACAACUGGGCAUCCAAUCCAGAGGGCACCCAGACUGGGAAGAGUGCUGCUGACCCCUGGAGCACUGUACCACAGGGCCAUCCGCAGGCUUACCAGGGCCCAGACAUCUACCCGUAUCCUUACCUUAUCGAUUACACAGGAGCGGAGGAUGACGAGUGGGAUGAUGAGUGGGAUGACAUGAAGUCCACUGGAGGUUACGCCGAGUCAGAAUCUGGAGACGGUGGAGCAAUACAGAGAGGAGGAGCUCAUGCAUCUUCAAUGAAAAUCUCCCUCAACAAGUUUCCUGGGUUCUCCAAGUCUGGUCCAGAGCUCUACCUCCUAUGCAAGCAGCUCGCUAAAGGCAAAGAGAAGCUGCCAAUCUAUGUUGGAGAAGUUGGUCCAGUGUGGUUUUACCCAGAAACACAGCUGGACUGUGUGGUGGCUGACCCCAAGAAAGGCUCGAAGAUGUACGGCCUCAAGAGCUACAUCGAGUACCAAAUCACACCGAAUACCACAAACCGAGCAGUCAAUCACAGAUACAAGCACUUUGAUUGGCUGUAUGAGAGGCUGCUAGAAAAAUUUGGGUCAGCCAUCCCCAUCCCCUCUUUACCAGACAAGCAGGUGACAGGGCGGUUUGAAGAAGAGUUUAUAAAAAUGCGCAUGGAGCGGUUGCAGGGCUGGAUGACCAGGAUGUGCAGGCACCCGGUUGUUUCCAGCAGCGAAGUAUUCCAGAUUUUCCUCAACCACAAGGAUGAGAAGGAUUGGAAGAUGGGGAAAAGAAAAGCAGAGAAGGACGAGGUAGUGGGAGUGAUGAUCUUCUCCACAAUAGAGCCUGAAGCUCCGGAUCUGGAUCUUGUGGAAGUGGAGCAGAAAUGUGAGCAGUUCAGCAGGUUCACCAAAUCCAUGGAUGACGGGGUGAAGGAGAUCCUCACAGUGGGCCACGAGCACUGGAAGAGAUGCACAGGCCCUCUGCCUAAAGAGUACCAGAGAAUCGGCAAAGCUUUCCAAAACCUCUCCUCUGUCUUCACCAGCAGUGGAUACCAAGGCGAGUCAACCCUGACUGAUGCCAUGACAGCAGCAGGCAAGACAUAUGAGGAGAUUGCUCAGAUGGUGGCAGAGCAGCCCAGAAAAGACCUUCACUUCGUCAUGGAGACCAACAAUGAAUAUAAAGGUCUUCUCGGAUGCUUUCCAGACACCAUUGGAGUCCAUAAGGCAGCCAUAGACAAGGUGAAGGAGGCUGACAAGCUGGUGGCCACCAGUAAAAUUACCCCUCAGGACAAAGUCACCAUGGCCAAACGAGUCAGCACCAUGUCAUACGCAUUGCAAGCUGAGAUGAACCACUUCCAUAGCAACCGUAUCUAUGACUACAACAGGGUCAUGCAGUUGUACUUGGAGGAGCAAGUCAAGUUUUACGAGACGAUUGCUGCAAAGCUGAGACAAGCACACAGUCAGUUCACUACAAUGUGAAAGCAACGGCCUUCAGUCUCGCACUACAAGACAAGAGGAGUUAAACCAGCUCUACAUCCAAAAUAUUAUGCUUACACUGCAUUCUUUUCCCUCCCUUUAAUUUAAAUUUCACUUCUCUCUUUCUCUCGCUCUUACCUCAUCCCUUCCUGUACUGCUCGUGCCAACAGUCCGAGCUCAUGGUGUAACUUUCACCCGCCGCUCUCAAUAGUCUCUGAACAGUUAAUGACAAUGUGCAGCAGCUGAAAAGGCUUCGACACUUUUUUAUUUUAGGGCCUGCAAUGACAACAGAACAAGACACACUUGUUAAGCACACCAUUUCCCCUGCCCACGGUCUGCAGCUUGUGACACAGGAAGUAAACGUCAUGAAUUGCUAAAAUGCAUGAGUGAAAUCCCAGAGUUUCUCUAAUGCGAUGCAAGUUUUGUACAGCUAUAGCUGCCAACGUGCCUGUGCUCAUGUUAUAUCUACAUAUUUCAAAGCAAUACUCUGCAGUUUUUCAUUUUCCAUGUUGAAUGGUGAAGGAAAGGAUUCACACGUUGUCUGCACAGUGCUGUAGUGACACCGAAAAACCAAAGCCAUCUUCCAGUCUGUCAGUAGCAGGCGGGGCUGAUUUCUGAAUGCAACCUGGCAACAAAUUAGAGCUUUACUUUCUUUUUCUCACCAAUAUUUAAUUAUGUUGCCUCUUAUUAGUACCGUUAAAGGAGCAGUGUGUAGGAUUUACUUGCCGAUCACAACUAGCUGAAACUCUCCUGUGUGCCGAGCUGAGCUCCCGGAUAGUAUUCCUUCAGUGAUCAUUGUUCAGGAGGUUUCUACAGCGAGCCGAAUUAUCCACAGACUUCUCUUCCUCUCCAAAACAAACUAAUCAGGUGAUAAAAACUAGUAAAAUCACUAAAUCAAGCAGUGUUAUGCUACAAAUCGGUGUUUUUCUGAUCUAGUUUGGCUUGUCACAGACAGGCUGCCAGCCCAGCACCUGCUAAUGUGCGCUCACCUUUUCUCUGAUGACUUAAGAUCCAGAUGUUCGGGAGGUUUUUAGUGGGAGCAGGAUUAUUUGCAGAGGUCUCUUCCUCUCCUACACAAACAGAUCUGGUGAUUUAAACCAGUGGAAACAUAGAAUGAAGCAGUUUCACGCUAAAAGUCAGCAUUUUUCCGACGUUGUUCCACUCAUCAUAGAAGGGCUGCUAACUAUGAAGGCUAACGUGAAAACGCAAACAGCCCCAUCGAGUGCAAAUGUUUGGUUUGUCCCUUCUGGGCAAGGACCCGCUCCCCAUAGAGGGCUGCAAGGAUGACAUUUUUUUGAAGGCCGACAUGGAAGUUAGCGUCGCCCUGGUUCCCUCGUCAAAAAGCCGAUGUGAUUUUUCCAUUGGAUUUUGGAUUAUUGCUGAAAAUAAACUCCGUGGAAAACAAACAUUUAGGAAACCUAACAUUUUUUGUUCAGCAAGAUAAUCCUCACAAAUAAUUUAUAAAAGAAAAAAAAGGAAUAUUUAAUUAACUAUAAAGGAGCUACAUUACGGCCGUAUGACUUCAACGUCAGCAGAAGGGGGCUGUAAAGCUGUGUUUAGCCACUUGUUAGCAACCGACCUUUAACAUUUGACAAAGCCCUAACAUCUUCGUUAAAAGCAGUGGAGCAAUCACUUCAUGAAUCCAAGUGUUGGAGGAGUCGUCAAAGGCAAAGUGUGUCCUCUGUAUGUCCACUGCUGGCAGUCCCUAGCCCCCCCCUUCAUCCUGCACUUCCUCAAAAGCUAACAGGAAGCUCCACCUCCUUCCUGUCUUGCCCCUUUGAGGAAAAUAGAAAUGGUUGACUGAGUUGCUCCCCCCUAGCCUGCGUACCAUGACACUGCAGUUUACAUUUCAGGAGAGGUGACAAUGUUGGAUAAAUGAUACUGGAGUUUGGGUUCAAUUAGUCACUCCCUCCUUCUCUCUCUCAGUUUUCCUGAAAAGUGUUUGUCCUUUUUGUUUUGUCCAGAUUACGGUGUUUUAUAUGAAGGUGUAACAGCAGCAUUAGCUGUAAGGUUCUGUACUUUGAGAAGAGUUUAGGACGGAGCCAUGGAUGAUGUCAUGUAUGCAGUUUUGCUUUUCACCACCCAGUUUUCAAUCAGUCUCUAAUCUUGUUCACUCUUUUUCUUAUCACUUGAUACAUGAAAUAUACAUAUAUAUAUAUAUAUAUAUAAAUAUAUAUAUUCUAUCUGACCUAUCAGGUGCUUGUCAUUGAGAUACUAUUUUAUGUAUAGGAGUAUUUGCAAUACAGUGUAACUCAAAGAGGAGCAAAAAUUCUGUUUGAUUUAUUAAACAAUGAUUUGUACUCAUCGGAA